This is a messenger RNA of Aspergillus costaricaensis CBS 115574, 1133 nucleotides long. Its product is annotated as phosphoglycerate mutase family protein. The record is from RefSeq and is a predicted model, not a curated record. The transcript is spliced from 4 exons. Gene Ontology annotation, cellular component: cytoplasm. Gene Ontology annotation, molecular function: phosphatase activity. Lineage: Eukaryota; Fungi; Ascomycota; Eurotiomycetes; Eurotiales; Aspergillaceae. The coding region runs from base 23 to 982 and encodes 319 amino acids.
CUCUCCCCCAUCUUCGAACCCAAUGACCCCCUCCACCCCCACCGAAUCGCAUUGGCGAUUCUCCACCGUAACAGGCUACUUCUACCAAAGCGAGCCCUCCACCGACCCCAAUACCUUCAACUACGCAUCCUCCAACUUCGGCCUCAUCCCCCGCGCCUACCCCACAGACGCAGACCUAGGGCCCAACAGCAACAACCAAAAAACCACCUGGGAGCGCUUCGCUCACCACGUGCGCACCCUCAACGCCCAAUCCACUGACCCUAAUGUCCGUUACAAGGUACUCUUCCUCGGCCGCCACGGAGAGGGCUACCAUAACGUAGCGGAGCGGGAGUACGGCACGGAGGAAUGGGAUAAACAUUACUCCCUCCUCCCCGGCAACGGCACAAGCAACUGGGUCGACGCCCGUCUCACAGAAGUGGGCAAAUCCCAAGCGCAAACCGCGCACAAUACCUGGAAACAGCAACUCAAGGAACAUAUCCCCCCUCCGGAGAAAUUCUACGUUAGUCCGUUGAAUAGAUGUCUUGAGACGGCGUGGAUUACUUUCGUUGGGACGGGGAUGGAGGGUACGGAGCCGUUUAGGCCGGUUGUUAAGGAGCUCCUCCGCGAAACCAUCGGCCAACACACCUGCGACGGCCGAUCCAGCAAAACCGCCAUAACGACUGAAUACCCUACCUACAUCAUUGAAGAAGGCUUCGCCGAGAACGACGAGAUGUAUGAUGCCGAGCUCCGGGAAUCUGAUUCCGCGCGGGACAAGCGCUUCCGUGAUCUGAUGCAGGAUAUCUUUUCCACGGAUGAGGAGAAGGUGUUCUUGUCGUUGACGGCGCAUUCCGGAGCGAUUACGAGCCUUUUGAAUGUUUUUGGGCAUCGGAGGUUUUCGCCGCUUGAGACCGGCGGUGUUAUUCCGGUUUUUGUUCGUGGGGAGAGAGUCCCGGGGCCGUUGCCGGUUAUGGAGGUGGAGCCUUGGUUUGGGGUUCCUAAGUGAUUUGUCUAGACAUAUCAUAGUUUGUGUUGUGUGUGGAUGCUAUGCAUGUAUAGAGAGAAAGGAACUUGAGAAGUAUAUAGAUGAUUGAUAGAUAUUGUAUUGUACAUUGAUUCUUGGAUCGAAGCAACCCUCAUCAUACACGCACGUUAAG